GCCUCAGAUUUAUAAGUUAAGUCGGCCGCAUGGGACUAGUCAGUCAGUGUUGCGUAUUCCAUAGCCGUCGGAUUAUAUAGACGUAGAGAAGAGAUGUCGGGGAAAACGAUCGCACAGUCGCAGAGGCAAGCAACUAUUCUGGAUCCCUCGGACAAGUAUCGGCCGGAACCGAUUUACACGGGAAAAUUGAAGAGCGAAUUCAGGGAUUAUUCCGAUGAUCCGACUGACCCGAUUAAAGAGCGCGUUCGAAGAACCUAUCAAAAGAUGCAUACCAAUCAAACGGUCGAAUUUGUGCGAUCUCGUAUGAAGGAAUGGCUACGAUUCGACAAAUUUCAAAUGUCGGUGAAGGAUGCUCUGAUCAAACUGAACAACUUGGUGGACGAAAGUGACCCGGACACCAGCCUGCCGAAUAUCGUGCACGCUUUUCAAACUGCAGAGUCUAUCAGAAAGGAGCAUCCUGACUUGGAUUGGUUCCAUUUGACUGGUUUGAUCCACGAUUUAGGCAAGGUAAUGGCGUUCUAUGGAGAACCGCAAUGGGCGGUGGUGGGCGAUACGUUUCCCGUCGGAUGCGCCUGGGCCGAUUCGAUCGUGUACAGAGAUACCAGUUUCGAGGACAAUCCGGACGGCAAGGAUCCUCGAUACAACACGAAAUAUGGCAUGUACGAGCCAAAAUGUGGCAUCGAGAACCUUAUCAUGUCCUGGGGACACGACGAGUAUUUGUAUCGUGUUUUGGUACACAACAAAUGCAAAUUACCAAAAGAAGCGUUGGCUAUGAUUCGUUACCAUUCGUUCUAUCCAUGGCACGCAGGCGGUGAUUACAUGCAUUUUUGUACCAACCAAGACAUGCAGAUGUUGAAGCGCAUCAACGAAUUUAACAAAUACGAUCUCUAUACGAAGAGCGGCGAGGUACCGGACAUCGAAAAACUCUGGCCUUAUUACGAGAAACUGAUCGAGAAGUACAUCCCCGGUGAAUUGGAGUGGUGAAAUGUGAAUUUCACACCUAAAUCAAACGAAACCAAACCCUAUCCGAUUACCAAUCAUCGAGCAUCGGCAUUGAUCAAUCGUCGGCAAGCUUAAACAAAGAUUCGGAGAAACGGCAUUGAGCGAUGUCGAAAGAAAAGGAAACGAAACGACAUCGAAUGGAAUCGAACCGGGGUUACGAACGAGUGACGAGCGGGUGAAACGAUAGAAGGGGCGAUAGAGCGUGACUCGAUGAAAACGUUAAUAACGCAAUGGAGGGCGAAUGAGUAACGGGAAAGAAGGAGGAUGUCACAUUCGGACGAGAACUUGACUCACCCUGUGACACGCUCCAACAGCUACAUGCGAGCCCGUUCGAUUGAAUCGAUCCGAAAUAUUCUUAAAACUUUUACUUUCUGUCUGUCGAUACGGUUUGCAUUUGCUCGAUUGAAUUUUUCUGAAAAAUCGAUAUUUUUCAACGCUUAUGAAAUGUUUGUUACUAGUCUUUGCUUAAGAAUAAAGGAUAACUUUUUGUUUUAUAUAA
Osmia bicornis bicornis is the source of this 1501-nucleotide messenger RNA. It is a transcript of the gene Miox, whose product is annotated as inositol oxygenase. Gene Ontology annotation, cellular component: cytoplasm. Gene Ontology annotation, molecular function: inositol oxygenase activity; iron ion binding. The transcript is spliced from 6 exons. The record is from RefSeq and is a predicted model, not a curated record. Bases 94 to 984 code for a protein of 296 amino acids. Gene Ontology annotation, biological process: inositol catabolic process. NCBI's taxonomy places the organism in Eukaryota, Metazoa, Arthropoda, Insecta, Hymenoptera, Megachilidae.